Molecule: messenger RNA, 2475 nt
Organism: Saprolegnia diclina VS20
Lineage: Eukaryota; Oomycota; Saprolegniomycetes; Saprolegniales; Saprolegniaceae
Exons: 6
Coding region: 768-2408 (546 amino acids)
Source: RefSeq, a predicted model, not a curated record
GGGAUUGGCUACCCUCACAUCUUGUUUUUUGUAUGCUCGCCAUCCGAUUUUAUUGCAUUCGGUUGGUCGGAAAAAACAAAUAUGGUGGGUGCCACCGCUCGUUCGACCGAGUACGCGUUCGCAUGGGGCGACGCCGGCCUCGUCGUGCGCGACGCCUUCCGCGGACGCCUCAUCUUCCGGCCGGGCAAAGGCGCGAAGAAGUCGACCGUGUCCUUCUGGGAAGCCAAGAAGAUGCUCGAGACGCUGGCUGUGGUCUUUGACCACGCAGCCGUGCUGCCGUCGCCCAAGCUCCAGGGCACGACGGUCGUCGCGCUCACGUUCUUUGAGCGCGCUCGGUUUGAGCACGCGCUGCGCACGGUCAACGAGAUGCCCAACCACACGGUGUACGCGAACGGCGACGCGAUCGAGAUCCAAGUGGCCGAGAUGGACGCAGCCGCGACCGCCAGCCCGCUGCCCGCAAAUACCAUGCACUUUGAGAAGAAGAUGAAAGGCUGUCGCCCCGAUACCGUCCAUCUGAGAGGCCUCCCGGCCAAGUGGUUUGACGUCAACACGGCCGACUUUGCCGAUCUCGACGCCAAGCUCACGCACUACAACCACGCUGCGCACAAGCUCUCGCAGCUCUUUGCGCUCUUUGGCGCGCUCGCGUACCGCACGUCGAAGUGGUGCCACCCGAAGACGUCGCGGACGACGGCAUCUUGGCGACCGUGCAUUUUGACGUGUACGUGCAGUUCAAGGCCUACGAGAGCGUCGUUGCGAUUCUUCAGUGCAUGCAGGGCCAGCGCGUCUUGUGCCACACGGCGCACCCAAAGUUGAUUGUACCGCUCUCCAUCCAGCUCGACACGACCGAGUACCUCAGCGACGCCAACAUUCGCCAGCGACGGUUUGCGCGGGAGCAGCGACGGAUCCAGCAGACCCACGAGCUGGCCGAGGCCGAGCAGCGUGCCAAGGCGGUCGCGGCCGAAAUCGCAGCAGCGACCGCUGCGAUCGAGCCUCUAGCCGGUCGUCUCAAGGUCGCUGAAGCCCACGCCGAGGCCGCGGUCGAUGGCGUCGACGCCAAGAUGAUUGAGCUGCUCAAGCACGCACUGGGGGCGCUGGACGCUGCUCAGAAGGCACCGUCGACCCGCGGCGUCGAGGUUCUCGAACUCGCACUCGGUGGGUUUGAGAGCCAUCUCAAAGCACUCGACGAUGCGCGGAAGGCCAAGGAGUUUGCGCUGGCGCGCAAAAAAUGGCAGCAGCGCGUCGCCCAGCAAUGCGAGACGAGCACGGACCACGUUGCCGGGAUCGAAGCCAAGUUUGCCGAUCGCGUUGCGGGCUCGGCCUUUCUGGAGCAUCCCGCGCUCGUCGCCGACAUUCGUGCGGCCAAAGCAGCGAUCGCCGCAGCCCGCAGUAUCACGUCGCACCCGAUCUCGAUCGACGACGAAGCGAAUGAAGACGACGUGCGUGCGUACUUGGACAAGCUGCGGGACGACGUGGACGAAGCCGACUGCAUGGUCAACGCAGCACUUGCCCGCCUCGUGAUGCUCGCCGAGUACCACGAAGUGCAAAAGCAAGUGACGGACGCCGACGGCCCCGCCGACGCGCUCUUGCAGGCGCUCGAUUCCGCGUGGGGCGACAGCACGUCGACGCUUCUUGAGAAGAUCCAGCACAUUCGGUCUGUCCUCAAGCGCGCGGCGCGUGUGCGGGCGCUCUCGGCCGCGUUGCAUGCGGCCGACCUCGACAGCGAGGAGCUCUGUGCUUCUGAUGCUGCUCUUGCGCCACUCGCCGCAGCGGCCAAGGCGCUUCUAGAGACUCUCGACGCCGAGAGUGCCGACGACGCAGCACUGACGGCGUGCGAUGACGCGAUCACGUCAUAUGCGACGGCAGCCAACGCCAUCCGCGUUGCACGGGCCGAGGCUGCGGCGGCCGAGAAGGCUCGGAGCGAGUCGUUCGCGGGCAUGCAAGCAGCCAAGACGGCGGCCAUCGCGAGCGCGCGCCAAAGGCUCCACGCGUGGCAGGAAGAGGUGGCGGCCGCCCACAGUCUCGAGCGGACCACGAGCGUCGUCAAGCGCGCCCACGUCCAGAACCGGUGGCCCACGGUCACGUCCAUGGAUCCGCCCGAGGCAAAGCGUCCGAAAAUCGUCCGGUCGUCCUUGAUUGUGCGACAGACGCCGCCGCGCUUGCUCGUGAGCAGCCGUGUCGUGGCCAUUCAAGAAGACGGCCGCGCGCUGUCGCCACGAACGCUCGCGGCCGAGAAGGUCGCCCGGGAAGAAACAGCGCUUCGGACCCAAGUGAUCGAGAGCCAGAAGCGCAAGGAAGCGAUUGCGUGCCUCCAGCGACUCAAGGAGAAGGAGCUGCGACAGCAAGCGCUCAAGAGCAUCGCCGAGCGAAGUUCGACCAAGAGUAUUACCGACACUGACGACAACGCAUAAGUGUACUUGCUACUCGUACACAAAUGUCAGCAAUACAAUCAAGGUUUCCUUGCCCCAUGAGUUGAUC